Erythranthe guttata (spotted monkey flower) is the source of this 1522-nucleotide messenger RNA. Lineage: Eukaryota; Viridiplantae; Streptophyta; Magnoliopsida; Lamiales; Phrymaceae. The record is from RefSeq and is a predicted model, not a curated record.
GUGUAGAAUCUGAGAUGAUGAAGGAAAGAUUUUCGAAAUUGCUGCUCGGUGAGGACAUGUCUGGUUACGGCAAUGGUGUUUGCAAUGCUCUCGCUAUUUCCAAUGCUAUUACUAAUCUUUGUGCCACACUUUUUGGACAAAUUUGGAGAUUAGAGCCUCUACAGCUCGAAAAGAAAGUAAUGUGGCGAAGAGAAAUGGAAUGGCUUCUCUGUGUUAGUGAUCACAUUGUCGAAUUUAUACCCUCUUGCCAGACAUUCCCGGAUGGAACCAAACUUGAGGUGAUGACUUCGAGGCCCCGUUCAGAUCUGUACAUUAAUCUCCCCGCACUCCGUAAAUUAGACAAUAUGCUACUUGAAAUAUUGGACAGUUUUGAGAGUUGUGAGUUUUGGUAUGUUGACCAAGGAAUAGUAGCAUCGGAAGCUGGCGGAUCUUCCUCCUUCCGGAAACCUCUUCCGAGUCAAGAAGACAAAUGGUGGCUCCCAGUUCCUCGUCUUUCGCCAGGUGGCCUCAGCGAAGAAUCUAGGAAGAUGCUGCAACACAAACGUGAUUCCACUAACCAGAUCCUUAAAGCUGUAAUGGCUAUCAACAGCGCCACGUUAGCUGAAAUGGAUAUCCCCGAUUCAUACUUAGAAGCUCUCCCAAAGAAUGGAAAAACGAGCUUGGGGGAUCUUAUACAUCGAUACAUUAAUAACUCGGAACAAUUUUCUCCGGAAUGUUUGCUUGACUGCCUCGAUUUGUCGUCUGAUAAUCAUGCUCUAGAGAUUGCAAACAGAGUGGAGGCCUCCAUUUACAUAUGGAGACGAAAACUGAUCCCGAAACAAACAACAAAUAGGUCCAAUAAUUCAAAGUCAUCAUGGGAAAUGGUUAAGGAUUUUGUGAGUGAUUCAGACAAAAGGGUACAGCUGGCGGCGGACAGAGCUGAAACCCUUCUGCUUUGCUUGAAGCAACGGUUUCCUGGUCUUCCUCAGACCACCUUAGACACGAGCAAAAUCCAACAUAACAAGGAUGUGGGAAAAUCAAUAUUGGAGAGUUACUCGAGAGUACUUGAGAGCCUGGCGUUCAAUAUAGUGGCACGUAUAGACGACCUUCUCUAUGUGGAUGACUUAUCAAAACAUUCGGAUCAACUCGUGUCAAUUUCGAAGGUUGGAAUAAUUAAUGCACAAAAAAGCAUUGGAAUUGCACUGCCAAUCUCGACUACUACUCCAUACAAGACGGCCUUUUCGAGUCCAUACAAUAUUGAAAGAUCACCGUAUAUAGAGAGCAGCAAACAUUCCCUUCAUGGAUUUGGUCUGAACAGGAAUUUAGUGAGGAGUUCGGAUGAUUCAUUUUCAAGUACAGUUAAAGAAAUAUCGGGAUCUCCAUCGGUGGAAUCUUCCUGCGGUUUGGAAGAGGCUAUUGGCCCAUGAAUGCAUGAGUUAGUUGAGGAUGAGUGAACAGAAUGCAUUGGGAAUUUGUUUCUGUAUUUUUUUUCUUUUCCCAUGUAUAUGUUGAAAGAGUAUUUUUAAGGUGAUUUCAUGCAUAU